Molecule: messenger RNA, 1178 nt
Organism: Phyllotreta striolata
Lineage: Eukaryota; Metazoa; Arthropoda; Insecta; Coleoptera; Chrysomelidae
Source: the annotation of a GenBank genome assembly
CUGACAUUUAAAAAAAAUUUGUCAUUCAUCAUCAAUAUCAUACAAACGUACUUCACGUGGAUGUUUUCUCAUAUAAAAUCUUCAUUCAAACAGUAAAAUGGGCAGUUCAAUGUCAUGCGUUUCCACCCGUCCCAGUCAGGCCGUGUACGACAUGACGCCGGUGAGGAACAAGAACUUACCCAUCAUCUGGAUCGCCGGACAACCGAAUACAGGUAAAAAAACGCUGGGUCGACUCAUUAAAGACAGAUACGAAUUCGAGUACAUUAACAUAACGGAACUGCUGAGAGACGAGGCCAACAAGAACACGAAAAAAGCUCAUGUUAUUAACGAAGCUUUCAAGGGGAAAAAGAAAGUCACCGACCCUAUCGUAAUCGAUCUUCUGAAAGAAUCUCUUCUGAAUUCUACGAACGACAAAGGAUUCGUUAUCACGAAUUUCCCCAAAACUCAGAAGCAAGCCGAACGGUUCAUCAGAGAAAUUGCCAACGUUAAUUUUAUCUUCUACUUUUACUCCGAACUGCCCAUGCUGAUAGAAAGAGCCCAGGAAAAAUCGGGAGUAACGCUAGACCCUGAAACGCUUCGAAGGGACAUUGCUGUCGCCACUAGAGAUUUGAAAAUAUGCCUAUCGAGGUUUACGCUAAAAAUUGAGAGUAUAAACACAAGUAGUUCGCCCGAAGAGACCUUUGUAAAAGUGGAAAACGCGCUGAUAAGGCGCAUUAAUGCGACGCCCAUCAAAACCGAGACGGAUUACGUGCAACCGCAGAACAGCAAAAUCAAGCACGUGCCGCCGCCGCCGCCGCCCCUCAACUACAUGGACGAAUGCGGCAACAAAGACAAAAGUUUGAUAGUCACUCCAUUGAAACCAGAAGAAACCAAACCGGAGGAGAGCAAGCUUAGUCUUAAGAAGGAAACGAAACCGGCUGGUCAGUUGGGAGAACUAACGAAACCGUCUCUGAGCAAACUCGAGAAGAAAGAUACCAAAACGGCCGACAAAAGCAAAGACGAAGAGGACGAGAAAAAGGGUAAGAAGAAAAGCGUGGAAAUCUUGAAGCCCAACGGCGCGGAUCAAUCGGUUGAAGACGAGGAGAGUAUAUCGCUGGAUUCUUAAAGUGUCUCUCGCACAUUUAAAAAUACACCUAUAAAUUUAAAAUUUAUAGCGAAUAUAAAUUUAAAACAUGUGA